GCUACCGGCGAGUGUGCGCCAGGGCUCCGGACACCGUCGGCGACUCACCGCCGCAGCAGCCUCGACGAGAAAGGCUGCGGACCCGCCAGCGCCAUGCGCACCCUCACUGGCCUGCGGUGUCCCCGGGCGCCCCGGCUGCACUUCCUCUUGUGCCUCCUCCUUGCAGCGCACUCGAGCUUGGCGGACAGCGAGCCUACAGAUUCAACUUUUACAAGUCUACCUGUAAGAGAAGAAAUGAUGGCAAAGUACUCUAAUCUUUCCUUGGAGAGUCAUAACAUAUCACUGACUGAACAAUCCAGCAUGCUGAUGGAAAAAAAUAUCACUUUAGAAAGGCCUUGUAAUGUAGAGCUCACAUGCCAGUUCACAACAUCUGGGGAUGUGAAUUCAGUAAACGUGACCUGGAGAAAAGGGAAUGAGCCACUUGAGGAUCAUCUCAUCAGUACCAAGGGACACAUGCUGUCUACUCAGUACAUGUUCACCAUUGUUAACAGCAAACAAAUGGGAAGUUAUUCUUGUUUCUUUGAAGAUGAAAAGGUACAUAGGGGAACAUUUAAUAUCAAAGUCCCUGAACUUCAUAGAAAAAACAAGCCAUUGGUCACUUAUGUGGGGGAUUCUACCGUGUUGUCAUGUAAAUGUCAAGAUUGCUCUCCUUUGAAUUGGAGCUGGUACAGCAGUAAUGGGAGCAUGCAGGUUCCUGUUGAUAUUCAAAUGAAUGAUAAGUAUAUGAUGAAUGGAACACACGCUAAUGAAACAAGGCUCAAGAUAAUGCAUCUUUCAGAAGAAGAUGGGGGAUCCUACUGGUGCCGGGCACUAUUCCACCUGGGCGAGAGUGAAGAACACAUCGAACUUGUCGUGCUGAGCUUUUGGGUGCCUCUCAAACCAUUUCUUGCAAUAAUUGCUGAGGUUGUUCUUUUAGUGGCCAUUAUUCUGCUUUGUGAAAUGUACACACAAAAGAAAAGGAAGCAACCAGAUGAAGGGAAAGAAUUUGAACAAAUCGAACAGUUGAAAUUAGAUGAUAGCAAUGGUAUAGAAAAUAAUGCACCAAGGCACAGAAAAAGUGAACCUGUGGGCCAAUGAAGGGGAAACAUCAUAUUAAGAAUCAUGGGAUGAUGUACCACGUGAUUGUAUUUCACCUUGUUUGUCCUUCCUGUUUAAAGCAUCUGAGUUUUUAUUUUUAAAAGGGUGAAAAUUUAUGCAACAUGUACAAAAGAUCAUAAAUAACAUACGCUGUCUCUUGUCUAAGGACCUAUUUUCAUUCUGUAAUUGUUUUACGUUAGAGCAAAGUGAAUUGAAUUAAAUACAUUCUACAAACUAUCAUCCAGGAUAAUUAAUUUCAUCCUGGUCAUAGCGGGACACACAAAACUGACACCAGCAAAAUCAGCUAAUUGUUCAUAUAACAAGAGUCACUCAAGACCUGUUUAUAACCAAAGAAUUAGUUAAAGAGAGAUUCUUUGUCAUUUAUCUUAAAGAUUUUUCCGAUCACGCCUACUAUGUAUAGAUGUGUUUGUAACAGUUCUCAUGUAGUUUAUUCUUCUGUGAUACUGAAAAAAAUGUCUUCCGCAGGAAAUGUAUACUUUCUGCUUUUGCUUGUGGUGGUUACUCUUCAUUGUCUACAAGAGUGAGUCUUUAUCCAUAAAUAUUGACCAGGACAAGGAAAUAAAACCUCACAGUUGCCCCAAAGCUCUGUCACUACAAAAGCAAAUCUCCAAUCUUUAUUCCACUCAUCUCCACUGCUUUCCUACAUGAAACUGAAGUGCUUCUUAAAGUCAAGCAUUUGUUUUUAAGCCAUGAGUUUUGUACUUCUUAAGGUAGACCUGGUAUUGAUAUUUUAAGGUAUAAGUGCCAUGUAGCCAUAAUGCAACUGCUAUAUUGAUGCUUUUGUGGUUCAUGGUGUUUUACUGUCUUUGAUUUGAUAUCUGAUUUCCUGGUAUGCAUCACUGUUUAAAUAGCUACAAAUGAAUUAUUGGUGCUUCACAAUAAUAAUUACUUGGAAAUCCAGAAGUACUGAAGUACUCCUUUUAUUUUGUUCUGAAUGCCUUAGACUUACCUUAAAAACAUAGGGUAUUUAAUUUCUGUUGCAUAUAUAACUGAAAUCUUUGAUAAACACACUAUAACCAAAUCAAAUUAAAUCUUAAUAGACUUGAAAAACUGUCAGCUUUGAAUGAAAUAUUAAAAUCAUGCUUCAGGAUAUUAGGUUAGGCCUGAGAUCAUGAUGCGGCACUUGCUGGGUGUCUUUGGUGUUUGGUGCUUCAGUGUCCCGCUGUGCACAGGGUAGCAGCUUAAAGUAACAACAAUCAGAAGACUGUAGAGCUUGGAAUGGUGGUGAAGCAGCCACAGUUCUUAGUGACUAUGAGAUUAAAGCUUGCAGAAGAGGAAUUCAAUGAUUGAAAGAAAAAAUUGUAUGUAAAUGUAUACUAUGUAUUGGCUAAGAAAAUUAUAGGCCGGCACCGUGGCUCACUUGGCUAAUCCUCUGCCUGCGGCACAGGCACCCCGGAUUCAAGUCCUGGUUGGGGCGCCGGAUUCUGUCCCGGUUGCUCCUCUUCCAGUCCUGCUCUCUGCUGUGGCUCGGGAGUGCAGUGGAGGAUGGCCUAAGUGCUUGGGCCCUGCACCCGCAUGGGAGACCAGGAGGAGGUGCGUGGCUCCUGGUUCGGAUCAGUCGCGGCGCACCGGCCAUGACGGCCUUUUGGGGGGUGAACCAACGGAAGGAAGACCUUUUUCUCUGUCUCUUUAACUCUGCCUGUCAAAAAAAUUAUAAUAAAGUUCCAAUAAUAAAAAUUAUAUGACCUCUUAAAUGAUGUUCACAUUACUGCUAAUAUGAAUAAUACACAUAGGUGGUGACUUGGAGCUACCCAUUAUUUUGUUGCUCUAAAAAAUGUAAUAUUUUGUUGUAAAGUAUGUUAAUUACAUAUGUUUAAAAAUUUAUUUUAUUUAUUUGAAGGGUGGAUUAACAAAAAGAAAGGGAGAGACAGAGAGACAAAAGGAUCUUCCAUCCCCUGGUUUACUCCACAAAUGACUGCAAUGACCCAGGGCUGGGCCCGGCCAAAGCCAGGAGCCUGGGGCUUCAUCUAGUUCUCCCACAUGGGUGGCAGUGUGCAAGUACUUGAGCUAUUUCUGCUUUGCUUUCCCAGAGCAUUAGCAGAGAGACGGAUCCGAAGCAGACUGGCUGGGACGUGAAUCAAUGCUCCAAUACAAGACAUACCUGAGUUUUAUUUCUCUUUUUAAAAUUUCUAAACAUUUAGUUAGUUUUUAACAAUUCAAUAUAGUUUGUGGAUACAAUUCUAAGAAUAUAAUGAUAUUCUCUUCCUCCUCCCUCCCUCCCCCUCUUUUUCUUUCUCCCUUCCUUGGCUUGCCUUUCUUUUUAUAUUGUUUUGAGAUAACAUAUUUUAAACUUGCAUUAGAGUAGAAGGCUUAGCAUACUUAAGUUUAUUCUUUGCCCUCAGUGCUAUGAUUUUAUUGUGGUUUAAUUCAUGUUAGCUUAACAAAAUUACCCUGAGUGCUACCUAUAUGGUAGUUUGCAACCAGUUAGCUUAAUUAAUCCAAGCAUGUUAAAUUCAGUGAAAAAUUAGUCAGACCUACUCUUUGACUAAGAUGCAAAACCAUAACCAAUAUGCAGCUCAUUUGCAGAAUGAAUCCUUGCAUUUUUCUGCCAUGGUUGUUUAGGCUAAAAUAGUUUUAAAGCAAGAAAAAUUGGUGUCCAAAGGUAAAAUAAUAUGAAAUAUUUAUGUAGUAAAUUGAAUUUUUAAGUGGCACUGCUUGCUAUUUACUUUUUUUUUCUAGCAAAAACAAUUUAUCUAAGUAAGUUUAAGCAGAAAACAAAUUCUCAAAAAUUAAGAUGACUUUUGGCUCUUAACAAUCUCCUUGGAAGACUUCUAAAAAAUUAUUUCACCACUGUUAGGCUAAAAUGAAAUGCUUCCCUUAAAUAAACUCAUGGAGAUGGUGAGUGGAAUAACUAAUAAUUACCAACUGUGGAUCAAUUGCAGAUUUUAAGCAGCAGGAAAGCUGAACGAGGAAAACGACUCCAAGUUUAUGUAUUACACAUCUCAGGAAAUCCUGUUAAUCUUUCCAGCCAGUGGUUUUCUCAGCAUACUAAGUAGAUUUCAUGAUGUCCUUUGUGUAAUAAAUCUUUUUAAAAAGUCAUAUGAUUCCCAGAUACUUUCAGAUUCAGUAUAUACUAAAACGUAAAUCGUCUCCCUUUGCAAUCUUUGUUUUCGACCAGCAUCUGGUUACUCAGGCCCACACCCCGAUCUCACUGUGGUAUUUUCUCCUCCUUCAUUUGCUGUUCCUUAUUGGUCAUGAAUCCCUGUUCCUUUGACCUUAACAGCUCAUGAAGUCAUUCCGUCGCCCCCCCACUGCACACUCUCCCCACCCCCCCACCCCCGCUGAACAGCUAAUGCCUUGAUUUUCCUACCUCAGUGUGCUUUUCUGUCAGUCUGUCUUGUGCAUUGCUGUCAGAGUGCUCUUCUAAAACACAAACCUCACUAUGUAACUUAAUGCAGUAGGUUCUGUGUCAAGCCUUUGUGGCCUGGCCUUUGCUCUUAUGUAAUGUUGCAGUCCUUCCAUUCGCUACCUCUCCCGAGUAUCUUAAAGUAGCCUUGCACUUGGCUUAGAAUGCUUCCCCCUGCACUUCUCCCAACUUGACUUACUCAAGGUUGCUUAAUCUGACGUCACAUCUUGGAGGCUCCCUUAUACCCAGUGUGAUAUGUACCAUCAUAUGUACCCAACUAACUUUCUGUGUAUUUGUGUUUGUUAUCCAGCAGCUAAAUAUAUUUGUGGGUCUUUUUUCUUGAAUUGUGCCUUUUAUUUCCAUGUCUUGUACCUACCACAGUGAGGAUGUAUUAGAGAUGUCAUGAAAUGCAUGAAUGAAUGAAGGCAUGCAUAAAACUCAAGUUGCACAGAUUUAUGCUUAUUUUUAGAGAUAGUCUAAAUUGUUAUAAAUCAGAAAAUAAAAAUAUUUUAACAGAAGUAAAACAAGCUCUUAUAACUUCAAUGUUGGCUCCCAUUGUUUUGAAAAACACAUGGUAAUGGAGGAAAAGAUCCAGAUUUUUAAAAAUAAUUUAUUAAUGUCUUAUGAGCAGAGGAAGUUCCAGUUUCAAAACUAUUAUACAGAGUGUGUUGCUUUCAACUUAAUUAAAUUAUACAAUUAAUUAAAUAAUACAAAUAUAAACCUUAUUUUUCAUUCUGUUUCUUACAACAUGAUUCUUUGACCUUAUAUAUAAGAAAUUUUAGAUAAUUGUAUUAUGCCCACCCAAUAUACUUUUUCAUUCCACUUCUCUUCCAGGAUUUUAUGAAACAUUACAAUAUAUUGAAUACAAUUCAAAAUGUAGUCUUUAACAAUUUUUAAAGGUCUCAUUGUUUAGUUUUAAUUACAGAAAGCACAUCUCUCAUCAGAUUCAUCACAAGAAAAAGCUAUCGGUUCUGUUUCCUUGUUCUCUACGUAGACUUUGAGGAACUUAUAUACUAUACUUCUUAAUAGAAAAAUGAAUCUUCUAUGUUUGAAAAAAAUACAUGCAAAGAAUUAGAGACUUAUUUCCUAUUAACAUUGUUCAUCUUUAGGUGGAAAAAAGUUCAAGUAUUUUUCCAGUAUUGACUAAAAGGCAUAGUUAUCUAUGCAUAGUAUGUUCUGAAUAAGUAUUUAUUAAAGGAAAGCAAAGGAGAGUGAUGUUUUCCAUUGUUUUAUAAUCUUAAAUUGCACAUAUUUAAAUACUGUUUGCUUUGGUUUUGAUUAAUACACCAUUAAUUUAUCCUUCUUUGAUAUAGAGAAAAAGAUAAUGGAACUAUGUGCAAUUCUUUCAUGUGGGAUUUAGGAAUAUAUUUGCACGGUAUCUAGAAGGGCCAGUGCAUGCCCUUUUUAUCAAGUGAGUUUUUCACUAAGAAUGUAUCAUUCUAUUCAAUAAUAAUAGUUGACAUUUGUUGACUGCAUAGUAUGAGGCAAACACUGUGCAAAUUGCUUUGAAAUGUUUUAUCUCAUUUAAUUCCCACAUCCUGCUAUACUAUAAGAAUAUUUGCUAUCUAAUUUUUUGAAUAGAUAAGGAAACAAGUGUAGAGAGAUUAAGUAAAUUAUCUGAAGCCACCCUACCUGCAAGUGUUAAGAACUGGUAUUGAAAUACAAGGAAUUUGCCUCAAGACCCAGGGGUUAACUUCCAUUUUGAACUAUUUUCUUCUGCCAGAUACACUCUUUGUAGAAAACGAGGCUAUUAGCGAUCACUAAUAAUUUUUUGUAAAAAAAAAUUUCUCUAUUUUAGCAGGCAGUUAUAACUUAAUUUCCAUGUUCCUACUCUCAAGGUUUAGGGGACACAUGCUUUGUCCGCUUGUGUCCCUGUAGUGGUGCUUUGGAAUUUGCUUUAGGAAACUUUUGUUCUUUGGCUAAUUGUAUUUAUCAGUAGUGAGGGUGACUGUAAAAUUUAUCAUCUGAACACUGAAAAUGAAAGAAGGUGCUAUUUUUAGUUCUAGUAGGACAGCAGGCAGAGACCAGACCCUGUGGUCAUAUGUUCAACCUGCAGAGAAGAACUAAGUGCUUUAUAGAUGUUUGACCCAACACAGAGCAGGAGCAUCCUCAUUGACUUUGAAAGAUAAACAGAAAUUAACUUUCAGGGAAAGAGCUGUUUUUAGAUUAUGCAGGGAAUUUCUCUUUAUUUAGUAAAUUCCAGGUGAGUCUCCCUACAGCAAAAUGCCCAAAUGAGGUAAUUUAGUAAGCUUAAAGUUUUAUUACUUUCCAAAAGUAUCUGAUAAUAUUAAGAUUUAUUGGCAUUCGGAAGUAUGAUUAAGUUACAAGAGAAGCUAGCCAAGAAAGUCAUGUUUUUGCUGGCCUAUGGAGAGAACAGGAGUAUUCUUUUGACUUGAAUAUCUUCUAAUUACUACUACUAAUGCCUAUAUGAUUGUCAAUAAGACAUGCCCCAUUAUGCAUUUGUAAUAAAAUCUGCUUAUGACAUCAGUGAGAAUCACUCAUGUAUACAUUCUAAAGUUACUUUUAAUCCCAUGGUUAAUCCUCAUUAUCCCAAAGGGAAAAAGCUAGGGACACCUGUUUAGGAUAUUUAUCUGUAUUUUAUUUUUGUGUAUAUCUAUGUUUUAAAUGUUUAUAAAAAUUAAUUUUGUUAUGUAAUUUCUGAUUUAUCUCAAUAAUUAGCACAAGUUCUUAUUUUUCUAAAGUUUGAUAAAAAUGAAAAUAUUAGAUUUAUUAUGUAAUUAGCUCUAAUGCUACUUAAUGUCACAAAAGAAUAGUACAAAAUGUGAUUAUAUUAACUAUUUUGUACCUUUUAAGACAGAAAUUUGACCAUAAGAUUUAUAUUUAUU
Messenger RNA from Lepus europaeus (European hare), 7290 nucleotides. It is a transcript of the gene EMB, whose product is annotated as embigin. Gene Ontology annotation, molecular function: cell-cell adhesion mediator activity. Gene Ontology annotation, cellular component: axon; plasma membrane. NCBI's taxonomy places the organism in Eukaryota, Metazoa, Chordata, Mammalia, Lagomorpha, Leporidae. Gene Ontology annotation, biological process: dendrite self-avoidance; homophilic cell-cell adhesion; axon guidance. The transcript has 9 exons. The record is from RefSeq and is a predicted model, not a curated record. The coding region runs from base 94 to 1077 and encodes 327 amino acids.